GGACAGUACUUUCAUUGGCGGCUUGGCCAUCAUCCAUAUAGUUUGUUGUCAUUUGCAGUGCUCUUACCAAAACUACACGUUAUACUGUUAGCGCUGUACAAAUUUGAAACACGUCAAGAGAACGUAAAUGUUGGUUUGCGCCUUCAGGUCGUUAUAAUUAAUUGUACUCAGUUUUAUAUCAUCUGUAAGCGCUGGGUCUUACUCGUAUAUGUUUUAUGGGCGAAUAAUUAACCUGAAGUAGCCUUUCUGGAAAAUUGUGAGCGAAAAAAAAAAUUAAAUCGCAAAACAAAACCACAGAUGAUGAUGAACGGAAACAACGCCCAAACAUCACCCGCCGACGAUGUCUCCGUAGAGUUAGGGAUGGUUAGCAACGAAGGCGUGAUGUUCGAUAAGAAACAUUCGCGUAUUCACCUCGUUUCGUCUUGGUGGUUGGCGUUGUCUCGCAGUGCCCCGGAAGGAAUAGGUGUGCCAGGAAUCAAGUACAUCCUCGUGUCAAGGGAGAGUCGGUGCAGAAGGAUGGGCUGGUUAUGCAUCCUAACGUUAGCCUUGACAGCAUUCAUAUCCUUAACCGCCGAGAGGGCUAUUUACUACUCCACCUUCCCUCUCUCGGUGGACAUUAGCUCAAACGUGACAGCAGAUGGGCUAACUUUUCCCAAAGUUAUCAUCUGUAACUUUAAUUCGUUUGUAAAAUCAAAAACUCAGGCCCGACCAGCGAUGGACAAAUUGUUGAGGAUUUACGAGAACACACACUACAAUUCCAAUGAGACUAUUCUUUUGACACAAGAGGAGUUGACGCAUCUAAGGAACGUCAAUACGACACAGAUGUUCGAAGAAUUGAAACAUCAAAAGGAGGAUAUGUUUAUCAGGGUGGUAUUUGCUGGUGUGCCGGUGAGCUUGGAUGACAUCAUACCAGUGGCCACCACCUUCGGGCGUUGCUAUCAGAUUAACGACGGUCAAAAUGGAAGACAACUCCUCAACUCUUCAGUUGCCGGAGUGUCAUUUGGACUGAGUCUGAUCCUAAACACCGAGCAAGAUGAGUAUUACUACAACACGUACUUGAAAGACUCAGCGGGAUUCUCGAUUCAACUUCUGGACCAAGAUGAAACCAGUGACCUGCACGUACGAGGGUUUCAGGUGGGCCCAGGCACGUCGGCUGAUGUUUCAAUUACCGCCAAACAGCAAAACUAUGCGAAGCCGCCGUACGGUGGUUGUGGAGAGAGGAAACUGCAAUAUUUCGAUAAAUAUUCUCGAAUAAAGUGUCUUCUUGAAUGCAUGACACAUACUGUGAUAGAAGCGUGUGGAUGUAGAUCUCCUGCCCUGCCCGGCAACGCAUCUGUGUGUGAUCCGAUCACUAUAGGAACUUGCGCGAAUGCUGUGUUCGAAGAGAUAACUAGCACACACCACGCAGAACUUUGUCAAUGCCCCAUGAACUGUGAGGAAAGGGAUUUCCCCGUUUCUGUUUCAACGGCCAAGUACCCGUCAGCCUUUCGGGCCGGUCUCCUUGAAAAGUACAUCAGUGAAGGCCUGCUGGACAACAUCAGUUUUAAGUCUGCAAAUUUGUCGGUCAUUGAGCAGAACUUUGUGGCUGUCAAUAUUUAUUUCAGUGAUAUCAGUACGACGGUAGUGACCCACCGACCCGCCUAUACAGUCUCCUCCUUCAUAGCUGACAUAGGGGGCUCUCUUGGUCUAUUUCUCGGCGGUAGUCUUCUAACAAUAUAUGAAAUAUUGGACCUCUGUGGACACUCCUUCUCCAGGAAACACUAGAGCCUGAUAUGAUACAGGAUACACAAACCCUUACCACCAGGUCGACGAUAGCCCGAGAGAAGAGACCGAACAUGAAGUUGCCAAUAUACCGAAUGGCCAAAACCAUUCGGUCUAGAGUCGGUUUUGCGGUGUGACUGACUCGGUAUGAGAAGCGGGAGAAGGGCGAUAUACAGGUUGAACGAGUCCUAUUAUUGGGGAGGGGAUGAUUGACGACAUUUUCUCCGGCAACAUUUACAUCGAACUUAUUU
This is a messenger RNA of Strongylocentrotus purpuratus (purple sea urchin), 2012 nucleotides long. Its product is annotated as acid-sensing ion channel 1B-like. Gene Ontology annotation, biological process: sodium ion transmembrane transport. NCBI's taxonomy places the organism in Eukaryota, Metazoa, Echinodermata, Echinoidea, Camarodonta, Strongylocentrotidae. Gene Ontology annotation, molecular function: ligand-gated sodium channel activity. Bases 298 to 1764 code for a protein of 488 amino acids. The transcript has 10 exons. The record is from RefSeq and is a predicted model, not a curated record. Gene Ontology annotation, cellular component: membrane.